UGUGCUCUUUGUGCGCACGAAUCACUUUUUCCCUUGUGAUUUGAGUUAACAGAGAGAUAGUCUGUGGAGAGAGGUCGUUAGAAUACAUGUCUUCUUUCAGUAUACCUCCGCUAAAGGAAUAUCACAGCAGGGUCUGAGGGAACAUACUUUAUCUCAUGGAUCGGUUAUGGUUUCUUGUUUUCCUCGGAGGAUUCGUGAUACCAGGGGUGCAGCAUGUUUGGGGAAUAGAAGUUUUCACCACAAGCGAAGUGGAAGCGGUCAAUGGAACGAGUGUGAAGCUCAAGUGUACAUUCAGCUCCACGCAACCUGUGUCGCUUCAGACAGUUACAGUAUCAUGGGACUUCCGGUCCAUCACUUCAAAAAGUACUGAACGUAUGUUUUACUAUCAGGAAGAUCCAUAUCCUCCCGAAAAAGGGAUAUUCAAAGGGCAUGUGAAGUGGUCCGGAGACAUAAUGAGAAAAGACGCCUCAAUCACCUUGACUGAUGUUCUCCCUACGUUUAACGGCACCUACAUCUGUCAGGUGGUCAAUCCUCCAGAUGCCCACGGCAGUACUGGAGAAACCAUCCUAAGAGUCGUCAACAAAGAAACUCUCUCUGAGAUCAGCGUCCUGGCGGCCAUUGUCGGAGGCUCCUGCGCCGUCAUCCUGGUCUUUCUUGGUAUCUUCAUUGCUGUGAAGAUGUACAGGAAGAAUAAUAACAAAAAGGACAUUGAGAUGCGCCUAGAGGAGUACAGAAAAGACCCAACUGUGUGGUGAGGCCCCAGAGACCCACAGCUCUUGUCAGCCUCCUCUUCUCGGGACUGCUAUGGAGUCAGUGUGACUGCUUGGGUUACUUUUUCUGAAAGAAAUGAAUGAAAGGCCUUUUUUCUGUCAUGUUUGCUCCUCUAGCGCCAGCUUUCGGAUAUUAAUUCAGGUUCCUGAGACCACUGUAGUGUUGGAGAUAUAAUGUGUUGCGUAUUAUGUUGCUUAAAUGAAAAAUCUGGACAUUUUUAUCUACUUCACAAAAAGUUUCUUUUGAUUUGAAACAUUUAAAAGUUUUUCUUAGUUUUUGGGGGCAAAUUCCUUUUCUUUUUUUUUGCGCUACUACCCUUAGCGCAUGAGGCUAACGACUUUAUCCUCAUGCACUAAGGACAUUACUGCAUGAGGCCGGUGUGCUGAUGACUUUUGCUCCACAAUGCAUUCCAAUCUUUGAGUUGAGGUGAGCCAUUUACCAAAUCCACACUCGUGGGAGCAAUGAACAGGUGAUCUUUGUCCAGGGCUGCAUUUCUUCUCUGGGCUUGCCUAGCCUCAAGGUAACCACUUUUGGUAUCUCUUCUUUUCUGUUACGUUGGUGAUGGAUAUCCUUUCUGAGGGGGAACAUAUCCCAUGUGUUCAUUUACCGCAUGAUCCACUGUGCACUGAUCGUCCCGUCUCACCAGUUGCUUGUGUUUUUUUUUGUUUGUUUGUUUGUUUUUUAUCUACGACUGAAUGUGUUUGGCCGUGCGGUUACACCAGUUCACCUGCAGAGGCAGUCCACCUGACAGCUCUGGAAACAAAGAAGGAAGCUGUCAGUUCAGAUGAUUAGGAGUCAGAGCCACACAGCGGGGAUGAUGAGGAGGAAGAAGGUCUUGGGGAUGAGGAUGAGGAUGAUGACGACGACGAUGACGAUCUUGGUGGUGAUAAUGAUGAUGAGGAUUAGAUAAGUUCCUAUUUUGGUAGAGGAAAUUGAAAUAUUUGUGUUGCACAAUUCACUGAUGGUAUUUUAAGUCAUCAUUGAAGAAGCAUUGAAAAAGCGUAAAACAGAACCGGAGAUACUGUCUUCUUAGAUGUUUUUCUUUUCCUUUUUUUCCUGUGGAAACACUUAGUUUUGGUGAGCCAGCUUUACUUCAGCAGCUGGUGCCACCUGCCUCAAGCAGAAAUAUGGGAUGUAAUAAAGCCUGUGUGAAUUGUGCUUCUUUUAAACUUCAUCCUCCUCCAACGUUUUGUGAACCAAGCAUCAACACGGCAGCUUGACAGGUUCUGACUUGUCAGUGUCUGCUUGGGAACUGGAAUAUCAAAUCUUUUUCAGACAGUGAAUGCUCUUUGAGCUCCUUGAGCAACACCAGGUCACGCUAGCAUGACGUGGUAGCAACACUUUUCAGUGUGGACGUUGUUAAUAAAGGAAGAAGACUCAAUCUUGGCUAUUUUCAGUUUCACUAAGCUGAACGAUGGCAGGUUUUUAAGAGGGAGUGUAGUUUAUACCACAGUUGUUUGUGGUUUGUUUAGGAUCAUCAUUUUAAACACACUGACUGUUGUUUACUGUUACUAAUGCUGACUAUGCUAAUUGCUGAACUAGGAUGUCAAAUCUAUAAUAAUUUUGUUGUUUUCAAAACGCUGGCUGUCCCCAGAUUUUAUUUACAGACUACUGAGUUUGAAAAAUAUUUUAAAUACUUUCAUCACAAUUGAAAAAAAUUCAAAAGAAUUAGAAGAAGCAAAAAUUUUAGAUCAAAUCAGACAAGGCAAAACUUUGAUUGGUGCAUUUCUAUUGCAGACUUCUUCAAGAGCAACAGAACUCCCAUCCUUUUUUUUUUCUUUCAAAUAUACAGUACACUAUUAUUCUAAUGUUUAGAAAAGUGUUUAAGUUUUUUGGGGGGUUUUUUCUUUUACUAAUGAUCUUGUUUGAUAUUUGUAUUGUGUUUGUUCUCUAUUCUAUAAGAGCAGUGUCAUACAAUUGUUUGUGCUAAUUUGACUAGAUGGGUUAAAUUUGUCCUGUACCAGAAUUUUGCAUGGACACGAAUUGUAUUCCAGCAUAAAUUAGGUUUUAUUAUAAAUUUUUUAAGGACAUUGCCUUUUUAGUUUGACUCCAUGCUAGCAAAUUCUUAACAGUGUUGCUCUAUUUCUGCUGCAACACCAAACAUUUAAUAUUCUUAGAUUCUCAUUCUUAGAUGAGUGAUGUAAAUGUUUUGUUUUGUUUUUGUAUGUUGAUUUAAAAAAAAAGAUAACAUUUCUCAAUAAAGUUACAUUGAAUUAGCUUUACAGCUGAAUGACAUGUUGUGGUUUUUACCACAGCAGUGAUGUUGCAUAAGGGAAUGUUAUAUUUUAUAUUUUUGUAUGUAUUGAUAAGGUGAAUGCUAUUUCAUUAAAGCCCUGAAAUGUCA
Messenger RNA from Xiphophorus maculatus (southern platyfish), 3115 nucleotides. It is a transcript of the gene mpzl2b, whose product is annotated as myelin protein zero-like protein 2. Gene Ontology annotation, biological process: cell-cell adhesion. Lineage: Eukaryota; Metazoa; Chordata; Actinopteri; Cyprinodontiformes; Poeciliidae. The transcript is spliced from 4 exons. Gene Ontology annotation, cellular component: membrane. Bases 156 to 755 code for a protein of 199 amino acids. The record is from RefSeq and is a predicted model, not a curated record.